AUGACACAGCGUGAUGCCGCCUUCCACACAGCAGCAGGAGCAGCAGUAGCGUCGCCACCGCCUCCGUCGCGGUCGGAAUGUAUUGCUCUCAUCCACUCGUGCACGCAAGUGACCGCGGCCCGCCGGAUCCACGCCCAGCUCGGUCGAUCCGGGAUGCUACGCGAUGAUCAGGAUUGCCAGCUCUCCUCUCGGCUCAUCGCCAUGUAUGGCCGAUGCGGGAGCGUAGAAGAAGCUCGCAAGGUGUUCGAUGCCAUCCCCGGUGAUCGUGGCCACCACCACGCCGCCAGCAAUGCGCUCUUGGCUGCGUAUGCCGGCAAUGGGCGACUGCAAGAGAUGGAGCGCCUGUUCAACUCGAUGGAAGGGAGAAAUCUGGUGUCGUGGACUGCGAUGCUCACGGCAUUCUCCCGAAGCGGGCAUCUUGUCAAAGCGGAGAGCGUUUUUGCGAGGAUGCCUGUCCAGUUCAAGGAUGUGGUCUGUAAGAACACGAUGCUGGCUGCCUACACCCAAGCUGGACGCCUCCAGCAAGCCAGGAGGAUGUUUGAUUCCAUGAACGACCGGGACGUGGCGUCUGGAAAUGUGAUGCUCACCGCGUAUUCCCAGGCUGGGGAACUGUAUCUUGCCAAGCAGGUCUUUGCUAGUAUGCCCGAGUGGGAUCUUAUCUCAUGGAAUGCAAUGCUGGCUGCGCUGGCUCUAGCCGGAGACUACGAUGAUGCAAAGAGAUUGUUUUCACCUCAUACGAAAAUGGGGGACACAAGUAAAACGCGACAGUGUUUUGACCAGAUGCCUGCAAAAGAUCUUGUUUCCUGGAAUGCCAUGCUAGCUGCAUACGCCCAACUCGGGCUUUUGGAGGAAGCACAAGAGCUCUUUCGAACCAUGCCCGCGAGGAGCUUGAUAUCAUGGAAUGCCAUGCUCACGGCUUCAGCACACGAUGGCGACGUUGAUGGAGCGGAGAAAAUGUUUGCCACUGAGAUUCCACUGCGAGAUCUCGUCUCUUGGAAUUCGAUGCUGGCAUUGUACACGAGACAUGGUCUCAUGGACAGAGCGAAGCUCUUGUUUCACCAGGAGAUGGAGCAGCACGAUCUAGUCUCUUGGAACGCGAUGCUGUCCGGCUAUGCACAGCUGAAUGAUCCGCAGCUGGAAAGUGCCCGACAGAGCUUUGUUGCCAUGCCACAGCACGAUCUCGUGUCUCACAAUGCCAUGAUCUCGGCCUUGGCUUCCAGGGGCCAUCUUCUUGAGGCCAAGUCCGCCUUUGACUCCAUGCCUGAACGGGACGUCAUCUCCUACAACGCGUUGCUUGGUGGCUACGUUCACGCUGGCGAGCUGCGAGAUGCCGAGCUCGUCUUUUCUGCGAUGCCAAAGAGAAAUCAGGUGUCUUGGGCGAGCAUGGCUGCCGGGUACGCCCGCGUCGGUGAUGUAGAAUCUGCGAAGCGGGUGUUCGACGCGACGCCGGAGCGGAAUGUGGUGGCGUGGAACGUCUUACUAGCCGCAUACGCCCACACUGGGCAUGCCAAGGGGCUGUUUGACUCCAUGCCGCAGCGGGACAUUGUGUCAUGGAACUCGUUGCUGACAUCGUAUGUGCAAGCCGGUGACGCUGAAAACGCCAAGAAGACAUUCGACAGCAUGCCGAGAUGGAAUAGUGUGUCAUGGAAUCUUAUCCUCCACCUCCACCUCCAUCUCCAGUCUUCCUCGCGGCACACCUUUGAGCUCCCACACGAGCAUGACAAUCAGAGCAAGGACAUCGGGUGGUGGAAUACGAUGUUAGCGGCGGCUGGGGAGCAAGAUGCCCGAAAGGCCAAGGAGGUGUUUGAUGCGAUGCAGCAGCGGAAUCUCGUAUCGUGGAACGCGCUGCUGUCGGCAUACUCCAUCAAAGGGAAAGAGCACCUGGAGAGUGCCAAGCACACGUUUGACGAGAUGCCCGAGAGGGACGUGACGUCUUGGAAUUGCCUGCUGUGCUCGUAUGCCCACACCGGGUACCUGGAGGAGGCAAAGCUGAUCCACGCCAGCAUCCCGUAUAGUGACGUCGUUGCCGACACAGCUAUGCUCACUGCUUAUGCGCACAACGGGCAGCUUGAAGAUGCCAAGUGUUGCUUUGACGCUAUGCCGCAGCGGGACGUUGUGUCCUGGAAUGCUAUGCUCACCGGGUUGGCCGCCUGCGGGCGUCUCGUAGAGCUACGCAAGCUCUUCGCCACCAUGCCGGAGCGGAGCACAGUGUCGUGGAGUGCAGUACUGGCGGCUCACGCGGAUUGCGGCGACUUCCCGUCGGUGGUGGCGAUCUUCGAGGAGAUGAAAGCUAGCGAGGUUCCGGACGAGGCUUGCUUCGUGUCGGCGCUGGCAGCUCUCAGUCACACUGGCGACUUGCGAGAUUGCCGCAGCUGCCUGGUAUCGAUGCCUACAGACUACGGAGUGCGCCCGGUGAAGCAGCACUUCAGCUGCGUGCUGGACGUGCUUGGGAGAGCGGGGCAUUUGGAUGCUGCCAGAGAACUGCUUGCAAGCAUGCCCUUCGCACCCGAUGUUCUCGACUGGAAGUGCCUGCUCGCGGCGUGUAGGAACCACAAGAACACCCGGCAGGGAGCCAUUGCCGCCACAAAUGUUCUUGGCAUGGAUCCUAACGAGGGAGCGGCCUAUGUGCUUCUCUCAGACGCACACACACGAUGA
Molecule: messenger RNA, 2655 nt
Organism: Selaginella moellendorffii
Lineage: Eukaryota; Viridiplantae; Streptophyta; Lycopodiopsida; Selaginellales; Selaginellaceae
Product: pentatricopeptide repeat-containing protein At4g02750-like
Exons: 2
Coding region: 1-2655 (884 amino acids)
Molecular function (GO): protein binding
Source: RefSeq, a predicted model, not a curated record